Porites lobata is the source of this 9955-nucleotide messenger RNA. The record is from the annotation of a GenBank genome assembly. NCBI's taxonomy places the organism in Eukaryota, Metazoa, Cnidaria, Anthozoa, Scleractinia, Poritidae.
AUGGCGCAAAGUAACCUCUCUGCUGUUCUCCGUAAAGUGGACGACUUAUGCUUGGUAAGAUAAAAUUCUGCAUAUUCCUGCAUUCUAUUUAAAUUACUUGUCAUGUGUUUAAGCAUAUUUAAGUGGUAGAGUAACCAAUAAAACGUUCGUUUUGCAGGAAGAACGCCCUGUCCCGCAACCAGGAAAGGGCGGUGAGUUUUCUUCAACAUAUUUAACUUUAACCCAAGUUUUUACUAUUUCUUUGCUUUGAUCAGUCGUUAAAAACUCGCGCAGUUUGUUCUUAUUGUUACAACAUAUUUGUUGCUGUGUUUUUCUCUCAAAAAUGAAUAUAUUUUGGUGUGAAGUAGAUUGUUUUUUCAAUACAGGCUAUAAACUAUGUAUGUUCUCACCUCCCGCGACGCAAGUCACGCAAAAAUUUCCCAAGCUCGAAUCCUAGGAUUAGAUUUCAAGGAAUAAACAAAUUUGUACUCUAAUGCUGGAAUAAGGAGAAUAAAUAAAGUUUUCCUUCUCCAAAUCCCAGAGAGAGAGAGCCUUUUGAACUCUCCAACCUAAUGUGAGGAUUCACAUCAGGUUUAGCUCGAGAAAACAGCUGACUCUUGGCGACUCCACCACUGGUUUCCUUGCGAAAUGAUGUCUGAUUCCACACUGAUGACAUGUUACCACCCAGAUCUGGGUACUGCUUCUGGCCCCAGUUGUUUAAACGUUGGAUAGCGCCAUCCACCAGAUAAAUCACUAUCCUGCAGAUUAGUAUUAGGGAAAAUAAUAUUUAUUGUACUAUCCACUGGAUAGAGAUUUACUGGUAUCUGGUUGAUAGAGGCUUGGUGUGCUGAAAAUUUACUUCACCCAAUCAGAAGCACUACUCAGAUCUGGGUAGUGAUGAAGUGUCAUCAGUAUGGAAUUUAUCUGUUCGUUUCUCAUAGAGUACAUGUAGUUUCGUGGUAAAACCAUUGGAGGCAUCACAGGUGGCACAAGCUCGAAAUAUGACCAUCGGCACUGUUGUGUAACAUUCAAAAUAUAAGGAUUUGUAUGGGAGAAAAAAACAAUUGUUUCUGUAGCCUACAAAUGUUAAAAGGAUUUAAACAAAAAUCAGCUAACCUUGCUUCAGUUGUGUGUUUCUUCUUUCCUGUGUGGUUCCCGAGCCAAUUUAUGGCCAUUUAAUGGGUGUUAUUGGAACUGGUUUGCUCUCUCUAUAAUAGAUUCCCAAGGCUGGGUUCUGGAGCGAAGCAGUCAUUCGGAUCUGCUAAAGAAAAACAGUCAUAAGUUCACUCCUAAGGCUCCAAUUGCCUCCAUACUCCGCCUAUAUCCCAGAGCAUAGUUCUGCUUUUCAUUCGUGAUCUUUUUUCAAGUGGCAUUUGUGAAAAGAACGAAUUAAAGGUUGCUAAUCUUUGCAAACAUUCCUGUUUGGAGCCAUUGACAGAAGCUUCAUUUGAACUCCAUAUUACCCAAAUGGUUGAAGAUAGUUCAAGUUACUCACGCUUGGGGUGGGUGACAAAACAUUGUUCUAUGUCGAGAUCUCAAAUCGAGCAGCCAAAAUCACACGGAAAUUGGGCUGGUCUGCCUUUUUAUACACAACUGUAGACUCGAAGAAAAUUUGUACAUUGAAAUAGUUCAUGCAUAAACUGACCCUGCUCGGUACAGCGGGCCAGCUCUAUGCAGGCAGUAACACUUAUUAAAUGGCCAUAAAUUGGCUUGGAAACCACUCAGGAAAGAAAAAACACGCAACUUAAGCAAGGUUAGGUGAUUGUUAUUUAAAUCUUUUUACAUUUGAGGGCUACAGAAAAAAUAAUAAUUAUUAUUAUUGUUUUUUCUCCCAUACAAAUCCUUAUAUUUCGAACGUUGUACAACAAUGCCAAUAGUCAUAUUUCGAGCUUGUGCAAGGAAUUUAUUCUAGUCAAGGAUGAUUAAUUUUGAAGAAUAGAAUCUAGGGAAUUUUGUCCAGGAUGUUGUCUACACCAACUCUCCCUUUAAAUAGAAAACUGCAAAAAUGGUCACUUAUAUAAUGAGCGUACGGUCCCUUAUGAGAGCUUUCCAUCACCAAGUUAAGUCACAAAUCAAACAGGGUUUCACAAAGGUGAUCGUAACUAGAGCUGGUCACUUACGAGUGUGGUCGCGAGGAGACCUUCAACUGUAUAAUACUAUAAACAUGAUGAAUUCUCUCUCUCCAUUUUAUUUUUUAAUAAGAGUAGAUGUAAUUUGCUUCUUUAUGUAUGUUAAUGUGUUAAAUGUGUCUAUUACUUCCUCACAGAGGUCCAAAUUGCCAUGUAUGCUGUUGGAAUUUGUGGAUCAGAUGUACAUUACUGGAAGAAGGGAAGGAUUGGUGACUUUAUUCUCAAGGCACCAAUGGUUGUUGGUCAUGAAUCCAGUGGUACAGUGUCUGCUGUUGGUGAAGGAGUUACAGACCUGAAAGUUGGUAAGUUAUAAUUUCUAACACUUGUUGAGAAUUAAGAAGUAAUUUUCGCAGAUGUUGGUAUUUUACUUUUGUAUUUGCACUUGUCUUUGUCUGUGGCUGUUGCAGUUCAACCCAUCCUUGUGUUGUUUGUUGCCAUUUCAUGUGUCCUAUACAGUUGAAACUCUCUUUAACGGCCACCUUGGGGACAGAAGAAAGUGGCCAUUGUAAAGAGGUGGUCGAUGUUGAGAGGUUUUAAACAAGAGUCAAUGUAUGAAUUUUUUGUCCGCCGGGACGAAAAAAGGUGGCCGUUGUAGAGUGUUUGCCAUUAGCUGAGGUUUGACUGCAUAACUGUUUCCAGGGCAUGUCAGGAUAAUUACUCUAAGAGGGCCUCACUAAUAUCCCAGGAAGAAGUUUUUUCCCUGAAUUCCUUCUUGGGUUUCUGUUUAAUGGGUGUUUUGAUUUGAAAUGUUUGAGGAAUGUUGAAUGGGAAAGAUCUGUCACUUGGUGAGACACCGUGACCCCUUUAUACAGAAAUUUAGAAAAAAAGUAAGGCUGGAUUUACGAACAUGUAGCUCUAUGAUCCAUUUCAACUGGAUCAGCAGUUUUUAAAUUACCCUACAAUUUCUAAUAAGAGAGCAUACAGUGAAUUUCCAUCUGCUGUUUUCAGGAAACGAGCUUGCACUCCUCCCCCGAAGCUAUCUCUUCACAGGGUGGACUCGAGAGAGUGGCAGAAAUCGAGACAACAGUGGUUUACAUGCCAUGCAAACUGCCACCUCUUCUUGUUUUUAUUUUUAUAUAUAUAUUUUUUUUUUUCGUGCUAGGUGACAGAGUUGCCAUUGAACCUGGAUAUUCUUGUCGCACAUGCAGCUUUUGUAAGGAAGGUCGUUACAAUCUGUGUCCAGACAUGAAAUUUGCUGCCACUCCUCCGUACGAUGGCUCUCUCUGCAGAUACUAUGUUCACCCAGCAGACUUCUGUUUCAAGUACGUAACAGGAGUUAAUGAUAAUCACUUACAGCUGUUACAGAUAACACAUGUAACCUAACCUGCAUUGUCAAAAACAUUUCAGGAUUUUGGGUUUUUCUUUGACGUCAAUCAAACUGUUACCAUAGCAUCCAAUCCUUGCUUGUCAAAUAAAGGUGGCAAUAACAAACAGUAGCUGAAAAGUUCAAAGUUGGCGGGAAUGUACAGAUGUAUUUUCACCCUCCCAUAUGUGUUUCUUCUGGACUUGGAAGCUUUAUAGGAACAAUGUCAGCUAGGGAAUCUAAACUUGCCAUGUUUCAGUAAGCAGGUAGAACAACGUGAGAGCUAAAAAGUGAAAACACGUGAACUCUGAAGAUCAAAAGCAACGAACCUUGAAAAACAGGAACACACAAAAUGAAUCAAAACCCACCAAUCACAAAUCACAAACUAUAACCUUUGAACCUGUUGAAGUAAACUUCUGUUUCCUAAAUGGUCUGCUAAGAAGGUGCCAAGCCUUCAGAUUUUGAUUGACAUUGAAGAAAAACCCAAAAUCCAAAGAUGUUUUUGACAGCUGUAAUAACAUUAAUAUUUGAUGUACUUCCUGUGUCUGUUUGAUGAUUGUUGAGAAUAUGCACCAUGAUUUUCAAACUUGUGAGGUUACAAUAGCACUUUAUCGUCAGUAGGACUACACAGUCACUAUUUAUAGAACUGAAACUCAGACAAACAAAAUAAAAUUAACAUUACAGAAUUCCUCUCUUUUUUUUUCUUUGGUCACCAAAAUGUUAUCUUUUUCUGACCAUUGUCAUUUCACAAAUUAGUCAAUCUGACAUUAUUAAUUUGUGCACUGUGCCAUGUAGGGGACACUCCCUCAGGUUGAGUCUCUUAGUGACCCACUGCUGUAACAAUUCCACUUUUCUUCUACCGCAUUUAACUUUCCUUGCUUAUGGAAAUAAUUCUCUCUGCAGUACAGUUAUUUCCCACUCCCCAAGGUGAAUUUGGCCUUUUUUUUUAUCUUCCUGUCUUUAACGAUAUAACAUCAACGAAAUUAGCUCCAAAUCUUAUUUUAACCAGUGCUUGACUUGUGUCACAUUUUUACCUUCAACAGACUUCCUAAUCAUGUGUCAUUUGAAGAAGGUGCUCUUCUUGAACCCCUCUCUGUUGCAGUGCAUGCUUGUAACAGGGCUGGAAUUACCAUGGGAAGUAAAGUUCUUGUUUGUGGAGCUGGUGAGUGGAUUUUUCAACAUCUGAACACUUUUCUGUACAUUCCAUGUGGUUAAUAUAAUGUACUCAAAAUUUAUUAACUUAAACUAACUGUUCAUUAUUCUUAACUCCUGUUACUGUGGAUACACUCAGGACUGUGAGUUACUGUCAGUCUGUAAUCACUCAAGGGACAGUCUGUAAUAGUGGGGUGAGAGCGGAAUUUCCUGAGAAAAUGUUAGAGAGAUAACAUGUAUUUACGUGUAUUAACUAGCCGGACUUUUGAAGAUGAACCUAGUAAAAUUUGCAGCCAUUUGAGUGGAAAAGGGAUAAAAGGUAGGUUUUUUGGGCUAAGGCAGAAAAUCACACUAUUAAAAGGAAAGGAAAUGAAAGGAAAAAUAGAAACAGCUGAGCUAGGAGAGAGGAAGGAGGAGAAUUAGUUUAUAUUUUGCCUACUUUCUGAUAGUUUUUAUGGUUAACGUUUUCAAAAAUCCAGCCAGAUAUGCAAAAGUGAAAUGUCCUUUUCUCAAGUACAUGUCUAAUAAUGGGAGUUUCAAUCAAACACCAGACCCUUUAACUUUUUUGGGAGGGGGGGAUUUAGUAGCCCAUACUUUUGUGUUCUGGGGGGCAGAGCCACAAGAUGAUUGGCAGCAAUUCACCGUUCAGGAAAAAUCCUUCAAGGCUCUGCUGCCAAGAAAAUAUCCCGUGCAUAAUAAUCCCUCCAGCUACACAGGCUAGAGAUUUUGCCACUAUUGUUGUAUAUAUUGUAAUGAGUCAUUGUGUGAGGUGCCAUAGUUGGGCAAGUGAGAUUACGAGAGCGGAUCUGUCAAGUGUGUGAAGAGUGAAGUGAUUGGAAUAAAAAUAGUGGAAACUUGUCAUUUUUGCAGUAUAUUUCAUUCGUUAUACUUAUACGGAUUGUAACAGUAUCAUCAGGUUGCCUACAGUAAUGAAGUGUCCAUAAGGCAAGAGUUGACUGUACUGAUAUAACUUCACAAUCCUUUAGGUCCCAUUGGUUUAGUCAACCUUAUGACUGCUAAAGCUUGUGGAGCCACUACAGUUACCAUCACAGGUAAUUAUAUCACAGAUCAGGGGCUGGUCGUUUAUUACCUGUGAGGGGGGGAGGGGAGGGAAGGUGGGCAGCUAUUUUGAGAAAGCUUAGAAGAUUUUCAAACCAACCCCCCACUUCAUGCUAGUUUUUUAGAAUGUCAUCCCCAUAAUUUUUACAUUUUGUGAAAGUGACCCCCCCUGCCCCCCUGCCCCCCCCCACCCAAUUGCUGAGGAAACUACUAAUAUUCUAGGUACAAACCUUGCUGAAGUUCACCACAUUCUUCAUCCACAGUCUUGUUUUUAAGAUCAGUGUUUAUUUAUUCAUGGCUGUUUCAUUCAGUUUCGAUUCACGUUUGUUCCCGGUUUGUGCUACUUCCAUGAAAUGAUUUACUAAAAUGACUCUCUGGGUAAUGAUCCUCUUUCAGAAAAUGACCCCCCCAAACCAAACAAGAUGUUGAGAAUGACCCCCGGCAAAAUGCUCCCCUCCCCCACUCCCUUUUUACUUGUAAUAAAUGAGCAGCCCCUUGCAUGGACACACCCAAUACUUGAUCUUUUUAUUCAUCUGAAAUUUUCAGAACAACCAAAAAUGUAUUGAAUGAUUUGCUCAUUGAAGAUGUAAAAAUCCUUCCAGAAUCAAUUUUAGGUGAGGGUAGACAGGGUGAGAGAGUAACUUUUGCAAAAGUUUCUUGCAAAAAAAAAAAAUUGCAGAAGGUAUUUUAAAUUCCAAGUGUACCAUUUUCUUGUAAGUACAUAGUCAUGUAGUAUAGUUUUGUACAAGGCUGUAAAUUUUGAAGUCUCAAUUCUGCUAUUCCAGGACAAGGCACAAACUGACUACAGUUGAUUACAUGUAAACGCAUUAAUUUUUACUUCUCUGCUAAUACAGCAAGGAAAACUGAACAAAAUUAAUAAAAUCAGAUGGUUAAUUUUUAGAGGUAUUAUAAGGAGAAAUAUUAGAAAAAAAGGUGGUAUUAUGAGAACAAUAUGUCUUUCUUACUCCGACCUGUACACUGUACAUCUCACAUUGAAAAUGCUUUCACAUAAUAUGCUAUCACUGAAACAACAAUGUUAUAUUUUUGCCAAUUCUUAUAAUAAAGGUUUAAAGAGUAAAUUGCACUAAAAUCCAGCUAGUUUAAGGCACUUCACUCAGAUAUUUAGAAACAAAUAUACUGCAAUAAACUAGAACAUAACAGGAUAAAAAAAACCCAACUAGCAGGAGGCAGCCAGGUGGCUAUUUAAAAGCGUGGGUGAGGAUUUGAACUCAGAACAGCUGAAAACAAAUCCAGCAAGUGGCCAGAACAGGACUCGAACCUGGUACCACCGGAUUGUGAGGCCAACAAGCUGGUUACACAACCUACACAACCACACUGCCUCAGAAUAUCCAUAAUUGAUUUUAUGGUAAUAAAUUGUCUUAGAUAUUGAUGAGGGGAGACUUAAUAAAGCCAAAGAGCUUGGUGCUGACUACAUUAUCAAAGUGGAUCCAAGUAAAGACAGCAAGGACUUGGCCAAUAGAGUAAAGGACUGCAUGGGACCAGCUGAUCAAAGCAUUGAGUGUAGUGGGGCAGAGGCAAGCUUUCAUACUGCAAUUCAUGUAAGUUGAAUUGAAGUGGAACAUCAUCAAGCAGUUCAAUGUAGAAAUAAACAUUAAAGGUGUUCCCAAUUUGGCAAUCAGUCCACAGACAAGCUGGCAGUUAAUAAAUUUUGUCCUCGCUAGGAUCUGUUCUCCCAGCACUUAUGCAUUCCUUCAGUAUUGGAGUAGUUUCAAGGUCUUGGGGUUAAAUUAUGUUUUUUCAUUUUCCCAAGAAAAAUGAUAACCUGAGUAAGGAUGGAGCUGAGUCAAAAUUUAACUCUUAGAAGGACCUCAUCACCUAAGGAUUUCUUAAGAACUUGUGUCCAUGUGUUCCAUGAUUGAAUCACAAUUUGGUAGUGAUGGUCUUUGAGGAGAGGUGCAGGGAAAAUUGAAGCAUGUGGAGAAAACCUUCUGGAUCAAAGGACAGAAUCAUUAACAAACUGCUACUCGACCCACACAUGGCAUCUACGCUUAGAUUUGAGCCCGGGCCACAUUGGUGGGAGGCGAGUGCUCUCACCACUGCAUUAUUGUUUUUUUCAGGCUACGAAAUCAGGAGGUACUUUAGUGGUUGUAGGGAUGGGUAAACCUGAAGUGAAGUUUCCUAUUGUAGAUGCACUGGUCAGAGAGGUGGAUAUCAGAGGCAUAUUUAGAUACGUGAACUGGUGAGUUGGAAACUGUUGAAAAUUCUAAGAUAAGGUCCUUCUCCUUUCCCAAAUUUGAAAUCAUACAGACCUCUCUCACAUUCUACUCCAGUGAACAUACACACUGAAAUGAGGUCAAGGCUUGGGUAGACAGUUCCAGAAUUUUGACACCCGAAGUAACAAGGUAGUUCACUGUAAGCCGCCCUCUCUAUUAAACCUCCCUUCUCAGCUGAAGAAAGUUAUCACCCACCCCUUACCCCCGCCCACUUUGAUUUUAAAUGAUAGACUUUAAUAAUCUCAACUGUAACACUUCACGUGGACUGACCAGGUAUAUCAUAUGCUGGAAGCUCGCUUUUGUUUUUGAUCGUCAGCUGCCUGACCUCCAACUUCAUGUACCUGAGCCUUUACACCUUACUGUCUAGUUUUUAUGGAGAAUUGAUACCUAUCAUGUUCACUAAGUUGAAUGAAAUCCCCCUCUCAAGUAAGUCCUCCCCUCUCUAUUAGGCCCCCUAAAAUGUGCUUGAAAUAAAUAAGCCCCCUGCGGGCCUAACAGAGGAUUUACUGUAAUAGCAUAAACUAGCGUGAUGCUGAUCACUGAGUAAAGGCUUAAAUAAUAAGCCUGCAAGCCUGCUCUCUAUUUUGAGCAGUACAUGAAGGGCCCUGUGAGAGCUAGUUUAUUUUAACAAGCAUGCUUUAAAGCAGCUAAAGUUUUUUUUGCUUUCUUUCUUUAUUGUAGUUACCCCAAAGCUUUGGCCUUGGUUGCCUCUGGAGCGGUGAAUGUUAAACCUCUUGUCACUCAUCACUUCAAACUUGAGCAGUCACUUGAAGCUUUUGAAACUUCUCAAACCGGCGCAGGAGGAGCUAUCAAAGUUAUGAUUCAUUGCAAUGAGGAUUAUCGGAUGAAAUAAAAAUGUGUUGGAACAUUACAGCAAAAUGGUGUUACUCUGUAAUAAUCAUUGAACACAGUGGAAGCACGCGUACACCAGAGGCAAGAUUAUAACUAUGUUUGCCAGAAGCUCUUAAUUCGUCUGUAGUUGGUGCGGGAGGAGUAAUCAUGCUAAUAUUUAAUACUGUGAUGCAGGGAAUUAAAUCAGACGUUAUAAAAGACAUUUCAUAACCUAAACUAGACGAUUUUCUCGUAAUUUAUAGGCAUUCGGUGACUUCGUUCCAUGGUAAGAUCAUUCCAAGCCAGAACGUUCCACAAUGUAGUGAGAACUUUUCAGGAGUGUUAAAGCAAUGAGCAGAAACAAGGGCGUUACUCAUGCAUGUAUACCUCAUUCUUUUAGCCAAGAAGCUAAGAAAGCGAGCUUCACAUGGAGUUUAAUGUUGAAACUGUGGAACAAUAUGACUAUGAAAUGGAAUGAUGUGGCUUAGACAGUGGAAUAUUAUCCAAACUCUUAGGACCAUGAUGAAUAGUCCAGAAAACAAAAAUAUGAAUAUUGGUACUAAUGACUCUUGAAUAGAAAACGUCAUUAAGAACAACAAAGAGUAACAUGGCUUUUGAGCCAAUGAUAAUUACUGGUCUUAAACUGGCUUACCUAGUAAAGAUCGUGCUAAAAAUGGGUGUCUUUGAAAAGUCUAACAUAUAUAUUUUUUUUAAGUCUUGCCAUCAAUGCAAUAACAGGGGAAAAAAAGUUAAGGACAAUAAAUUAUAACCCAGUAGCAGACAGUAGAAAUGGAGGAGGAAGAUACAAAAUAUCAGCUUUAUUUGGCCUGGGCACUCAGAAAUAAAAUUGUUUAUCUUUCCUGUCUUGUUCCCACAUUCAAAGCUUGGAAAUCACAUAGGAAACAUGCUCCACUACAGUUUCACUAAUUAUUAUGUUUGGGUCGAAUUAAACUAGCAUGACGUGAGUCUAAGAGGUUGUGACCACCAGUAUAGAUACCAGAAGUGGAUCCACAAAAUUCAGAAAGGGGGUGGAUGGGGCAGGACACUUGACAACAGCUAUAUACUUAGAUACUGUUUAUUUCAUAGACAAUCCUUUUAAAAUAAUAAUAAAAACAGAAAAGGAGGCAGGGAAUGGUCCAGUCGGACCACCCCUUGAUCCACCCAUGGAUACCUUUACUUAAAAUACACAAAAAAAGUCUUAUAAAUUACAUUUGUAAUAAAAGAAGGAAGAAAAGAGGGCCCAAAUAUGUUAAUGAUCUAAUAACUGC